AUGGUCCUCCAGUCCCUCAAGUCCCGCAUCUUCAACGACGCGUCCAAAUAUGCCACCAAGUGGCUACACGAGCUACCCCAUGUCAUCUGGGGCCUACGAACACAGAAGAGUUGGGCUACCAGCUACACCCCUUUCUUUAUGGUAUACGGCUCAGAGGUCGUCCUGCCAUCCGACGUGGUCUUUGGCGCCCCACGUAUCCAGUACUACGAGGAUGGCGAGGCAGAAAAAAGUCGGCGGGUCGACAUCGAUAGCCUUAAAGAGCAUCGCGUGGUGGCCCUCAUCCAGCAUGCACGCCACGAGCAACAGAUAUGGCGCUACCACGAUCGGAAUGUCAGGGAACGGUCCUUCAACGUUGGUGACCUAGUGCUUCGCCGGAUCCAGUCCACCAAGGACAUGCACAAGCUAGCUGCCCCCUGA
Molecule: messenger RNA, 417 nt
Organism: Setaria italica (foxtail millet)
Lineage: Eukaryota; Viridiplantae; Streptophyta; Magnoliopsida; Poales; Poaceae
Exons: 1
Coding region: 1-417 (138 amino acids)
Molecular function (GO): nucleic acid binding
Source: RefSeq, a predicted model, not a curated record